UUAAAGGAAAAUGUUCAGUGUUCUCUGAAAGUUCUUAGUAAAACAGCCAGUAUAGCAUCAAAAAUGACUACAGGUAAUGGAAACAGUAUUUUCAGCAGUAAAAUUAUCAAAGACAGUGAGAAAGAAGAAAUGGGUAAAGAGAAAGAGAAAAAAGAAAAGAUUUCUUCUGCUUUUGCUGAGGCUAACCUAUUUGGUGAAGAGAGUAAAGAAAAGCCAAAGGAUGACUGGACAAACAAAGAUGGAAAAACAAGAGAAACAAAAGAAAAAGAAAAAAUGCUCAAGUGUGACAAAGAAAAAGUUAAAAAGGAAGAAAAGGCUUCGAAAGAUGAAAAAUGCAAGAUGGGUGAGGUAGAUUCAAAAUUAAUUCCAGAAAAAGAAAGAGAAAAGGAACCAUCCAAAGAAAGAGAUAUUCCAAAGGAAAACAAAGGCAAGGAAAGUAGAAAAGGAGGAGAAAAAGUAGUAGCUGUUGGGUUCUUAAAGUCACCAGGUCUCAGGCUGGAAACAUUAGAGCCUGGAAAGGAACAGAAACGACAAAAACUUGAUAGGCGAUCAUCCCUAUUGCGUUCCUCAACAGUUAAGGACCACCACGCAGGACUGUGACCCAGAUCCAAGCUCAGGCAAAGCCACAGAGUACUGCCUCCGUGCCAGCAAAGAGACCCCUGUAAUCUCCUUCUGACCAGCUCUUUGACCCCCUUACCAUCUGUGGGCUCAGAGUUCCAGAAGUAGCUGCUACCGCUGCUGCUGGUUCAGUCACGCCAGGGCUGCUCCAAGUUUGCUGGGGCUGGGGCUGUGCUGGACUGUGCUCCACCCUCACCCAAGCAUGAUGGACCUCUCCUGCCGACCUCCUCAGGUGUCUUGGGCUGGCAAUUCAUUUCACUCUGUCUUUUUGUGGGUUCUGCUGCUUUAGAAUUUGUUUAGAAUCAUUCUUAAAGGUAUUUGGAGGAGUUUGGGGGAGACCUGAGGCAGGCUGUGCCUUUACUUGGCCAUCUUAGCUCUACCUCUCAGGAAAGCUUCUUGAUCAUUACGAUAAUACUUCACUUUUUAUUUUUCCAUUUACAUCAUAUAUCUGUUAUUUUUAUGGUUCUCUUUAUGUCACCUUCUGUCGAUGCACCCGGCUUCUCUUAAGCUUCCUAAGCUUCUCCUAAUUCCUCAUAUUUGUUUUCUCAUUACAUUCUUGUUUAGUCAUUCCCAAAUUAGUGGACAUCUACUUUGAUCCCGUUUCUUUGCUACUCCACACAGAUUUGACAAUUGGGACCUAUCCUCUUGGCUUUAGCCUCCUUGGUAGGGGGAACCUGCCCCCUCAAGGCCACAAGUUUCCCACCCUGUCCUAAGCAAGCUGGUGCAAUCCCAGGUUUUUGGUCUUUUUUCCUCAGUGGUUGGGCCAUUCACAGUUUGUUUUUUUUUUAAAGUUAAGUUAGGGGGCCACUUUUAAGAGGUGAGAAAACUGAAGUGUGAGGAUCUCCUUGGACAGCAAAAGUAAAAUGAGAGUUGGUGUCAUGAAAGUUGAAGAAGCUAAGCAACUGACAGGCCUAGAAUGUUAGCAGGUUCUUCAUUAUGAAUAAUGAAAAACAGGACAUGUAAAAUAAAUAGUAAUUGAAAAAAUCAUUGAAGACGACGAGAGAGUGAGGAAUAAUAAACAGCCUGUGUCAGUCAUUAUUGUCUACAGAUGAGAUAGUAUGGAUGAGUUGCAAUCUGUUUACCACUAGAGAAAAACAAAUGUACAUUGAUUUGAUUAUGAACGUAAUAUCUGUUGCUUAGCAUAGCGUCCUUACUGACUUCCAACACAAACACGUGUUGAGUGUUUAAUAAUAAAUUUUCAUCUGCUUGAGUAACUAUGACAUUUACCUAGUUAAAAAUUGAAUCAAGCAAAGUUGUUUAUUUUCUCAGCCAGGUACUACACAGCUCCUCUUACUUACAGUUAAGUGAGAGCAAUACAAAGCAUCUUGAAAAUUCUGCAAUUCUGUUUUAAAAUUCAUAGCAUUGAAAUAACUUUUUUAAAGUUUUUAAGGGGGGGCAGAGCCAAGAUGGUGGAGUGAAAGCAGUGACUUGCUUGAA
This is a messenger RNA of Vombatus ursinus (common wombat), 2055 nucleotides long. Its product is annotated as THO complex subunit 2-like. The transcript has 4 exons. Bases 64 to 600 code for a protein of 178 amino acids. The record is from RefSeq and is a predicted model, not a curated record. NCBI's taxonomy places the organism in Eukaryota, Metazoa, Chordata, Mammalia, Diprotodontia, Vombatidae.